Molecule: messenger RNA, 1221 nt
Organism: Colossoma macropomum (tambaqui)
Lineage: Eukaryota; Metazoa; Chordata; Actinopteri; Characiformes; Serrasalmidae
Gene: nfam1
Exons: 6
Coding region: 389-1108 (239 amino acids)
Biological process (GO): B cell receptor signaling pathway; positive regulation of cytokine production; regulation of B cell differentiation
Cellular component (GO): membrane raft
Molecular function (GO): transmembrane signaling receptor activity
Source: RefSeq, a predicted model, not a curated record
UCUUGUGACACUUCACACUUUGAGAGCAAAGCUGGUUUCAUGCUUUUGAGGCAGAUUUUUCCUAUUUUUGGUAGAUUGUGGUUAGACUUUUGAGCUGGAGUUGGAGGUCAGAGGUCGACUGUAUGGUCAGAGUGUUAUUUAGGGUCAACAGCAGGACGUAUAUUGGAAAAUAUUUGUCAAUUAAGUUCUAAUGAGGCUGCAGGUAAUGGUAGGAUGUAAGCUUUGACACAACUUCCGGUAGUCACUUCUUUUGAGCAAGACAGAUAGCGCUUGUCCAGAACUUCUCUUCGACAGAUUGUGGUCAGAAGAAUCUGACAGUUCUUCUGCACAAAAAUACAGUGAUAAGGACUGAUCUCUCUGAGGAAAAGCCACCACUUGGGGCGACAACAUGUUUGCAGUACAGUUUGGAAUUUGCUGCAUUUUUCUGCUGUGUUGCAGUAACAAGAGUCAAGCCAAUGGUCUCCUCGUGGUCAACAACAGAACUUGCGUGGCACUGGCAAAUGAAACGCUCCACAUCCACAUCAGGGUCACUGUCCCCGCCAACAGCAGCAGAACCAAAGUUUCUUGCUCCAGAAACAGGCAAGAAGUUUGGAAGGAAUACGUUCACAAUACACAAUCUGUUGUUAAAGAUGAACAACUGUGGGCUAACAUCACCAUGCAUAACAGCUCAAGCUCUGGAGAAUACGUCUUCCAGUACCAAAAAGAGAGCCUCUACUGGGUGGCCCUUGUGCGAGAUGUAGGUUAUAUCGAGCCAGAUGAUUCUGUAGAGACUGAUAUCAUCGCUAUGGUGGUUGUCACAACUAUUUUACUCAUCUUCGGCAUCAUCGGAUCAGUUUACAUCUUCAAAUGGCACAAGGAUCAUCUCAAGUCAGAGGAGGGUGGAGAUGGAGUGAAAGUCAAAAACAAACAGAGCAAUGUAGGCAUGAGAGCUCAGGGUCUAAACUCUGAAUCAGUGUACACGGCACUUGAACCCAGGCCGGUCUCCAUUUAUGACGUGCUGAAUGUUGACCAAGUCAGAAGGAAAAGUACAAAGUGCACAUCAGAGGAAACGGCCAAGACGUCUCAGGUGGAGGAAGGAAUUUUUGAAUCUGUCUAUGAAAACCUGUGAUUAAAUACUAAUGCUUUGUAAAUACAGCUGGCAUGUCUGAAAGAGCUGUGUGUAAUCCUAUAAGCUUUAUAUAUACUUUUACAAGAAUUGUGUUUUUCUCACUAAAAAUUUAA